Messenger RNA from Paraphaeosphaeria sporulosa, 450 nucleotides. RefSeq lists its product as uncharacterized. The record is from RefSeq and is a predicted model, not a curated record. The annotation marks the transcript as partial. The transcript has a single exon. Lineage: Eukaryota; Fungi; Ascomycota; Dothideomycetes; Pleosporales; Didymosphaeriaceae. Gene Ontology annotation, biological process: peptidyl-glutamate ADP-deribosylation.
GGUGAUCUAUUUGAUGCACCAGACGACGUCGUGCUUGUCCAUGCAUGCAAUACGCAAGGUUCCUGGGGCGCCGGCAUUGCCAAAGAGUUCCGCAGGCGGUACCCCAUGGCUUUCAGUUUGUACCAAGAACACUGUCUCGCUAAUCACCAUCCAAAGUCUGACCCUGUUCCGACGGGUUCGUGCCUCCUCAUACCUCCCUCCGAGGAGCGCCCCGGUUCAAGGAGGCACUGGGUCGCUUGUCUGUUCACCAGCGAAAAGUAUGGCAGAAGCAAAGAUUCGCAGGCCAGGAUCUUGGCGAAUACGCCCCUCGCCUUCAGGCAUCUGCUCCAUCUGUUAAGACGCCAAGCUCGGGAAAUCGGGCCAGCGAUCCAAGAAAUCAGGAUGUGUCAGAUCAACUCGGGACUCUUUGCAGUCGAAUGGGAGAACACCAGAAUGCUUUUGGAAGCAGUC